This is a messenger RNA of Paramecium sonneborni, 342 nucleotides long. The record is from the annotation of a GenBank genome assembly. NCBI's taxonomy places the organism in Eukaryota, Ciliophora, Oligohymenophorea, Peniculida, Parameciidae.
AAAUGGGUUGCUGCCAAAAUUCACUAAGAUGUUAAGAAGAAUUACAUUAAGAUCAUGUAGGUUUCUAAAUAUCCCCAAAAAACUUAAGUAUGCCUCCUUUGUCUAGUAAUUUAAUAAAGGGAGAUACUGAUGAAAUCAUGGAACAAAUUGAUUGUUUUGAAAGUACAUGUGAAGAGAAAGGCUUACUCGAAAAGCUCAAAUCUAACGAUAUUACUAAAUCUAAUAGUCUCAACUUAAAGGAGGAAGUCAUUAUCGAUUUAAGAUAAGCUCCUAGUCCUUCUAAAAAAUAAAUGACCAAUAAGAAUUUAAACAAUAAAUUCAUAGGAAUGCUGUGAAGGAAAC